AUGUUUGAAUUAGAAGAUGUUGUAACAAAAAAUAAUUUAUAUAAAUAUACAUUUACAAUUCCUUCAAAGAAUCAAAUAGAGGCAUUGCAACCUGGCGACCUUGUAAAAUUGAUUUUUAAACAACAGGAUCCAGGAUCUGGCGGCAACAGAACACCAGUCGAAACAUUUGCUGGCAAUGUUCCAUUAUCAUCACCCUAUUUAAACAGUUUGCGUAGUAGCUUUAAUGGAGUGGUUGGAUCACCUCAGUCAUGUUCUCCACAACAGAUUCCAGGUGUAAAUGGAGCUACACCUAGUGGAAAUGGUACUACUACUACUUCAGCUGCAGCAGCUCCUGCAGUCGAAAGAAUGUGGGUUAUCAUCCAAUCGAUCAAUCCAGACCGCACCGAAUUUAUUGGUGCACUUGAUAAUAGUCCAGUGGCUAUUGGUAUUGCCAAAGGUGAUGCUAGUAAUGACACAUCCUCUUAUAUGACCGAAGAGACUAAAAACUACAUCUCUCAGUCGUGUCUAGUCUCCAACAAAAUCAUUCACUAUCAAUGCAGUGCAGGAUACAUCUUUCGCGAGGAACCAAAUCAUGCAUCGAUCAUUCCCAACGAUAGUGGAUGGCGUAUAUUCCAAGGUGAAGAGUCUACAGACUAUAUAUCCAACAAACAAAAUGUAACCAUUGUACAAUUGGCAUCGGUACUCAAUGUCGAUGAUUCCUUUAUCGACUUUUUAGAACAUUCUCCAAAUGAUUCAUUCUAUGAAAGAAAAGAUCCAUUUAAACCUUGGACAAGAAUUAAAUAA
Molecule: messenger RNA, 783 nt
Organism: Cavenderia fasciculata
Lineage: Eukaryota; Evosea; Eumycetozoa; Acytosteliales; Cavenderiaceae
Exons: 3
Coding region: 1-783 (260 amino acids)
Source: RefSeq, a predicted model, not a curated record